AUGGUCGAUCUACAUACGUGGGAGGCAGACGUCGUCGGAGGCGACGGCGGUGGGCGGAGCGAUGAUGAGAACGAUGCAAAUUCAAUCCCUCUUAUCUUCACUCCAGAUCAACUCGACUACACCCAAGAGCUCGAUCGCAAAUCGGCUUCUCUUUACCGUUCGAUCCAAGAUCUGCGGCUGAGAUUACCCCCACCCGACAUCCCCCAACGCCUCCUUCACAUCCACGCUCACUCGUUCGCUUCCAACAAUGCUCCUGCCCUCCAGCUCAACGCUCAUUCAGCUACCAAGGAACAUGAGAAGGUGGGGGAGGAGGGAGAAGAGGAAAAUGGGGUAUGGAGUUUUCGUGUUAAGGCUUGUUCUGGGCUUGAUUACCUUGAGCGGUGUAGAUUUUGGGAUUUUUUUGAUGGUUUCUUGGGCUUUGAGGGUCCGGUUGUCUCCGGAUAUGGUGAUGGCUUUGGGUCAGAUUUCGAGAGGGGGCACCAACUCGCCAAAGCCGGAGUGCUCGAAAGAGAGAUCGAAUCGGACGGCAAGCCGCACCAAAGGACCCUAGACGUGAACGACAGAACUCUCGGCAUAACCAUGGUCGGUACCUCCUCGAGGCUUGGGCUUGAAAUCUUGUUGCCGGCGGUCUCGUCCAUGGCCGGGGAUGGCUAG
Messenger RNA from Striga hermonthica, 654 nucleotides. The record is from the annotation of a GenBank genome assembly. Lineage: Eukaryota; Viridiplantae; Streptophyta; Magnoliopsida; Lamiales; Orobanchaceae.